Messenger RNA from Hansenula anomala, 1791 nucleotides. RefSeq names its product putative carboxylic ester hydrolase (gene SPO1). The transcript is spliced from 2 exons. NCBI's taxonomy places the organism in Eukaryota, Fungi, Ascomycota, Saccharomycetes, Phaffomycetales, Wickerhamomycetaceae. Bases 1 to 1791 code for a protein of 596 amino acids. The record is from RefSeq and is a predicted model, not a curated record. Gene Ontology annotation, cellular component: plasma membrane; cytosol; intracellular membrane-bounded organelle. Gene Ontology annotation, molecular function: A2-type glycerophospholipase activity. Gene Ontology annotation, biological process: glycerophospholipid catabolic process.
AUGCUUUCAUCUUUAAAGCCAAUCACCAUAGGAAUUGCCAUAUCUGGUGGUGGGUAUAGAUCUUUUCUUAAUGGUGCUGGUGCCCUAGCUGCCUUUGAUGAUCGUACAAUGAAUUCUACAAAUCCUGGUCAUCUUGGUGGGGUUUUACAAUCAACAUCAUAUAUUAGUGCAAUCAGUGGAGGAUCCUGGUUAUUAAUGUCUAUGAUUCUUGGUGAUUAUGAACCUAUUGUGAAAUUGAAAAAGGAAUGGCAUAUGCUUGAUCCAUUAUUGGAAGGAAUCCCUAAUAUGAAACAAGUGGAAGUUUCAAGAAAUGAUGUACAAGUCUUACCUGUUGAUUUUAAAGAUGAUGAUGGUGGGUUUUAUGAGAAAUUGCGAUUCAAAACGUUCUUUAAAGAUAUGUUUAAGAAAAAGGAAGAACCGAAAAUAUCAGCAACUAAUGUGCUACCAAAUAUAGAAGUUUCACCUGAUUUAUCAUUAAAGAAUAUCAAAAAGAUUUUCAAUUUCUAUAAAAACUUACAUGUUGAAGUUAGGUCAAAGAAAUCAGUUGGAUUUCCAGUCUCUUUUACUGAUUAUUGGGGGAGAGCAUUAUCAAGAAAAAUAUUCCCCAAAUCAGCUAGAUCACCAAACAAGACUUUCUCAAGUGUCACUAUGUUGAACUCAUUUCAAAUGUUUUAUCAACCUUUACCAAUAAUUCUUUCAAAUUUGAGAGAACCAGGUGUGGAAAAGACGAGUAUCAAUUCAAAUAUCUUUGAGUUCACACCUUUUGAAUUUGGAUCUUGGGAUUUGAAAAUGUUUAUGAAUUUGAAAUAUCUUGGAUCUUUACUUUGUGGUGGUGUUCCAGUAUUCCAUAUAUCCAAGAAGGCUAUCUGUUUCAACAACUUUGAUAAUGCCGGUUUCAUCACAGGUACAUCAUCGUCAUUGUUCAAUAAUGUUUUGAUUUAUGUUUGGCAAUUAGCUGCAACCUCCACAAGAGAAAAAUAUAGAGCCAUUAAAGCAGUCUUGAAUACUUUUGGAUUAACUUCACAACAAAAUGGUAUUGACCCUAAAAAACAUCCUGAUUAUGCAUUAUACACACCAAACCCUUUUUACAGGUAUGGUCAAGAGCAAAAUAAUGAGAUUUUCCAUGACAAGCAUCUUUAUAUGGUUGAUGGUGGAGAAGAUGGUCAAAAUAUACCAAUCCAACCGUUAUUGCAGAAAUCGAGACAAGUUGACUUGAUAUUUGCAUUGGAUUCAACUGCAGAUGUUGGUGGAUGGCCUAAUGGUACCAUUUUACAAAAUACAAUGGAUAGAUAUCAUCAUAAGGAUCAUAAGGGCACUACUGUUAGUAUUGAUGGUGUUCCAACUUCAAUUGAUUUGUUCCCAGAGAUUCCCAAACCAAAAAUGUUUGUUGACAAGAAGCUCAACAAGAGACCAAUUUUCUUUGGAUGUCAUUUAUCAAAAUUCCCCAAAAGGAACUUGAAUAAAGAAGAUGUUGUUGAUGAAUACUUACCCCCAAUCGUUGGAUACUUUGCAAAUACCAAUCAUUCAUACCUAUCAAACACAUCCACUUUCAGAUUAACCUAUACAGAUGAUGAAGUUUCUCAUCUCAUAGAAAAUGCUUACAACAUUAUGAGCUAUUCUAAUUCCACCAUUGAUGAGAAUUAUUAUAAGUGUAUUGGGUGUAUUAUGGUUAAAAGGGAAUUCGACAGAAGAUCAAGAGGUUUAAGCUUGAUUAAUCAAGGUGGCAAGGAGCAAGCAUCACGGGUUCCUGGAUUUUGUGGAAGGUGCUAUAAAGAUUACUGCUACAAUUAA